Pundamilia nyererei is the source of this 11810-nucleotide messenger RNA. It is a transcript of the gene obsl1b, whose product is annotated as obscurin like cytoskeletal adaptor 1b. NCBI's taxonomy places the organism in Eukaryota, Metazoa, Chordata, Actinopteri, Cichliformes, Cichlidae. Bases 499 to 11448 code for a protein of 3649 amino acids. The record is from RefSeq and is a predicted model, not a curated record. Gene Ontology annotation, molecular function: protein binding. The transcript has 39 exons.
CCAGUAUUUUUAGGGGACAGCAGCAGCUGCAAAAGCAUUUAACAGUAUUCCAUGAACAAUGACACUUGGGGUGUCGAGGGCCUGAACAACACAGAGAUUGGGGGACCGCUCUGUUGUAGUUAAACAGGAAGCUCCCGUGGAUGCUUAUGUUUCGUUUUCUGCCUGUUCUACUGGACAAAAGUCAAGAAAAAUGUACUGCCGUAAAACUUGGGACCUUUGAGGACAGCAUGUGGUAGCAUGUUUCUGAAUCUGAAGUCAACUUGGGACAUUACUCAGCCUUCAGGAGACGGGCGGCCUCUUAACUCGGACAGAGAUUGCAAAUGCGGAAUGUAUGUUGACGGUCAUUCCUGGCGACUGAAGCGAGGGUUCAUUUCCUAUGGGAAAAUGGAAGAAUAAUUACAUACCACAGACAGAAACCUGCAGUGUGGAAGUAGGUUGGUCUUGCACCAGUGAAUAGCCACUUACUGCUCUCCUAAACUGCUUAAGUAAGAAGCAACAAUGGAUGUCUUUGGUGGUGCGCCACGUUUCUUAGCCUACCCGAGACCUGUAGUGGUACAAAGCGGCACUGAUGCAGUGCUUAAGUGUCAGAUUGGUGGUGAUCCAAGGCCUGCCGUUAUCUGGGAGCGAAGCAAUGAAAAGAUUGACCCACAAGGACGAUAUAGGGUCUUUGAGGAUGGCAAUGUUUACAAUCUCAUCAUCUCAGCUGUCACAACUGAGGAUAGUGGACAGUACAUAUGCAAAGCAAAAAAUAGCAUUGGGGAAACCUAUGCAGCUGCCACACUGAAGGUGGAAGGUGAAGCGCAAGAGAUGGAGCUGCGGGAGGAAAAUAAGCCACUAUUCCUCAUCAAGCCCCUCUCCACUCGUGUCGGUCGUGGGGAAGAUGCUGUCUUCUCUUGUAAGCUUUGGGGAAACCCAAAGCCAGAUGUUAUCUGGGAAAAAGACGGUAGAAGACUCAAUGAAAUAUUUGAAAGCACACAUUUCAGUGUAGGCUACCAGGAUGGUGGAUGGUUCCAGCUCAAGAUCUUUAAGACCCGUGCUCCUGAUGGUGGCGUAUACACAUGCAAGGCAAGAAAUGAAUUUGGGGAAGCGCUAGCAGGAGCUGUGUUGCUUGUUGAUGCAGGUCCAGGACAUGAAGAAGAAGGAAAUCGCAACGGCUACAUAAAUGGCCACUGGAAAGUCCAUCAGGGAAAACAAAGGAGUGGCAGGCAACUGCCAAACCGCCUAAAAGACUACAGCAUGACCAAGUCAACAAAAGUAAAAAUGUUUGCUGUGACAGAGGGCAAACAUGCCAAAUUCCGCUGCUUUGUGACUGGUAAACCCAAACCAGAAAUAAUUUGGAGGAAAGAUGGUAGACUCAUACUGUCUGGAAGGCGUUAUUUGUUAUAUGAGGACAGAGAAGGCUACUUCACACUUAAAGUUCUUUAUUGUAAGCAAAAGGAUAACGGAGUUUAUGUUUGCGCUGCAUCAAAUACUGCUGGGCAAACCCUCAGUGCUGUACACCUUUCUGUCAAGGAGCCGCCUGUGCGGUUCAAGCAGCCUCUCAUUGAUCUUGAAGUGUGGGAGCGGGAUUUGGCUGUUCUCGAGUGUGAAGUUCCAGAGGACUCAGUUCCCAUCACAUGGUAUCUGGAGGAUAGACGACUGCAACCAGGGGCCAAAUAUGGAAUGGAGGAGUGGGGAACGAAACGACGACUGACAAUUCGUGACAUCGGAGUUGAUGAUGAUGGGAUUUACCUCUGCGAGAUGCCUGAUGGGGGCAGAAGCAUUGCAGAGGUAGCUGUAAAAGGCACAAUUUUGCGGAAGCUUCCAAGAAAAGUGGAUGUCUUGGAAGGUGAAAAUGCUGCCUUUUGUGUUGAAGUAGAAAAAGAGGAGAUGGAUAUACAUUGGUACAAAGAUGGCUUAGAGCUGCGUGAAACCCAUCAGACCAUUAUUAAAUCCUUUGGUCGAACUCACAUCCUGGUUUUCGUCAACACAAUGCCCCAAGACUCUGGCCUCGUGACUUUCCUUGUCGGCAGAUCCAAGACUUCCUCUCAGCUAAGAGUGAAAUCGGCCAGACAUUGUCCACCUAGUUGUCCAGUGGCUGUGCAGAUCAACACAGAGCGUGCUAAUGCAGCUCUUCUCUCAUGGGUUCCUGCUCAGGACUCACGAAAGAAUCCUCCCUCUGGAUAUGUGCUUGAACGGCAAGAGGUGGGCACUGGUUCGCAAGAAUGGCUUCAGUGUCUGACCACUGAUUCUGCAACCUCUGUGGAGAUCCUUGGUGACAGUGUUCCAUGUGAGGCGGAUUACCGCUUUCGUAUUUGCAGCGUCAACAAAUAUGGGAAAAGCAAUAAUGUUGAAUUCCCUAAAACUGUUCACUUAGUUCCUGUGGCCAGAAUACAAGCUCCCUUACAGGAUGCCUUGGUGCCAGAGGGGCAAGACGCUCUCUUCUCUAUUGAGCUUUCUGCUUCAGUUAUUGGUACAUGGUUCUUAAAUGGGACUCAGCUUCAGGAAGAUGAGCGGUAUUCCAUGCGUCGCUCACGAGCACACCAAUCUCUCCGCAUUCGAGGAGUACGCGAUACAGAUAAUGGAGCUGAGAUUACAUUCAUUGCCUAUGGCAUCCGUGAUUCCGCAGCACUUUACAUUCAAGCUCCUCUUGUCAAGUUUUUCCCAUUGUCAGAGAUGGAUCGAAAUAAAUUUGUAGAAAUUGGGAAUCCCAUUGUGCUCUACUGUGAGGUAUCAGACCCUGCAGCUCUGGUGCACUGGUACAAGAACGGGGUGGAAUUAAGAUCUGUGGAAGGUCUUCAUAUCCAAUCAGAGGGCACCAUGAGACGAAUUGUCAUCCAGUCAGCAGAGUUAUCACAUUCAGGAGUCUACUGCUGUGAUGCCAUUGAUGAUGUCAUCAGGUUCAAUGUGGAAGUAGAGGCCCCACCUGUGAGGUUUUCAGGACUCCCAGAUGCUGAAAGGAACAAAACCAUCCAAACAGGCUGCCCAAUUGUUUUACAAUGUGAGCUUUCAGAUCCAUCUGCCCAGGUGCACUGGUACAAAGAUGGGUCAAAACUCCAUUCUCAAAGUGGGAUAGAUAUCAUAUCCGAUGGCUUGAUGAGGAAUCUGAUUAUCCAUUCAGCAGAAGUUUCACACUCUGGCUUGUACUGCUGCAAGACAAAGGGUGACACCAUCACUUUCAAUGUGGACAUCAAAGCUCCACCUAUGAAGUUCUCAGCUAUUCCUGAAGAUAUGAGGAUCAAGUCGAUUGAAGCAGGCUGCCCCGUUGUGCUACAGUGUGUGGUGUCGGAUCCCGAGGCCCAUGUGCUGUGGUACAAGGAUGAAAUACAGCUCGUUUCAAGCUCUGGAUUAGAAAUCCACUCAGUGGGCAACACAAGGACAUUAGUUAUUCAGUCUGCAGAGCUGAGCCAUUCUGGUGUGUACAGAUGCACCACACAGGAUGAUACCGUGGCGUUUCAAGUGGAGAUCAAAGCUAUACCAGUGACGAACUCUACUAUCUUUGAUGUUGAGAGAACCAAGUCACUCGAAGUGGGCAAACCUUUGGAGCUGGAAUGUGAGGUUGCAGACUCUACUGUGCCUGCCUGCUGGUAUAAAGAUGGUAAAAAGCUCAUCCCACAGAAUGGUUGGGAUAUACAGAGUAAUGGCACAUCAAGGAAACUCAUUAUCCCAUCUGCUGAGCUCUUGCACUCAGGGCUAUACAGCUGUGAAACUUCUGAUGACACUAUCCACUUCACUGUGGAUGCUAAAGCUCCAACGUUGCCAUUGUCGCCUUCGCUGGAGGUUGUGGAGACACAGUUUCUUGAAGCAACGUACCCCCCCGCUGAACCACCCUGUGAAUCCUCAGACCCUGCUUUCCAGGUGUCAAAGCAGAGGGAUACAGAACCUGAUACACAGCCUGACAGAGAGCCUGAGUUUGAAAAUGGAAGCAUCAAGAACACCCUUGUUAUUGAACCAACUCAUCCUGCAAACUCUGGAGCAUACUAUUGUGCAACAGCAGAUGAUGUUGCCAAAUUAAUAGUAAAAAAUCAAGUGCCACUUCCAACAUAUCUACUUGACCCUGAUGACGAGAAGGCCAACUCUGCUGAACCACACUGCUCAAUUGUUCAGCAAUUUGAGAUUUCAGAUCCCGUUGCCAAAGCCUGUUGGUACAAAGAUGGAACCCAGAUCUACCCCAAAAGGGAAACUGACAGUGAAUCCCAGAGAAGUAGCCAAAUCUUUCCCCUCCAGUUACAAUAUGCCUCUGGUGAUGUGAAGUUUGGCUGUGAAACAGCUCAUGAUGUACAGUUAAAUGAGGACAUAAAAGCAGAGCAGUGUCACUAUCGUGAUGAGAUUGGUGAGAUAGCUGAUGCAUCUACCCAAUACACAGUGGAUGGCAAAGCUACAUCGCCAAGGCUCUCUUCUGACCAAGAGAAGAGCAAGUCCACAGAGGAGGCUUGUCCUGCUGAAGUUAUCCGGGUGUCCUCAAAAUACAAUUCUGGGAUCUCCGGUGGCAAGGCUGGAGAUACUGAGACAUGUGAAGACCAUUCCAGUCAUACACCAGCUUCUCAGUCAGCAUAUGAAUAUAUGUUUGACUGCGCUGCAUCUAAACAGCUGAACGAACUCUAUGAUGGUCAACAAAUGGAAAAAGCCGAAUGUCCACUGUACCAUGACUCUGUAAACCCAAUAACAACUCAGUCUGACACACACCAUCACACUACACAGCUCAAAGAUACACAAGGUGAGGAAUUCAUUUACUAUGUACAGCAUACGGAAGCCCCAUCUGAAGAACCUGACAAUUCUUUGCAGACAGCUGUUCUGACAGAUGAGUUUUGCAAGUUUUUGCAAAUUGCAACUGUUCAGUCAGAGGAAUCCACUUCCAAGAAUCUAACUUUCCAAUCAGAGGAGCUACAUAGUUUAGGACAGACACCAUCUGUCCAGUCAGAGCUAGGCAGCAUUCUACAGAAUUCAGCUACAACACCAGAGCACAAUACUGACACCUUACAGAUUUCAAUCAAAUCAGACAGGAUCUCUGAGUCUUUCAAAACUGCAACUCCACAGUCAGAGGAUCUGAUUGAAUCCAUAAUCUCUGAAAGUUACAAAUCAGAGGAGCCCUUUAAAUCCUUACAGACUGUAGCUGUCAAAUCAGAGGAACCAUUUAAGUCAUUGCAGACUGCAGAUGUCCAAUCAGAAGGGGCCUUUAAUUCCAUGCAGAUCCCACCUGUCCUUUCAGAGAAGCCUUGUGACCAUUUACAAACUGAAACAGUCUAUUCAGAGGGGCCCUAUAACUCUUUAUGGACUGCAACUGACCAAUCAGAGGAGUUCAACAGACUCUUACAGAAAUCUGCUGAUCUUUCAGAGGGGCUCAGUGACUUCCCUAAAACAGCAUCCCUUCAAUCAUUGGAUUUUUCUAACCUUAAAGAGGUAAAAACUUUCCAACAAGAGCCAUACGACUUGCAGCAGUCUGCAUAUGUCAAAUUGGAUCAUCCCGAUAAUACAGGACAAGCAGUUUCUAACGAUUUGGAAGUGCUGUCCCUGCCAAGUCAGAAAGCAACAGUCCCCGCAGAGUUUUAUCGCACCCUGGAGACUACGGAAGAACAAGUAGACAUCACAUUUAACUCUGGGAAAAGACAUUUGACCAACUAUGCAGAGCCUUGCAAUAUCAAGCAGACAGCAACGGUAGAAUCAGAAGAGCUCUACCUCUCAGGGACACAUGAUGGUUACUGGAGUGACAGUGUCACUGCAUAUAAGGUGGCUGUUGAAGGUGAUUUAAAUGCUCCGCCUGUGAGAAUUACAAGACUUUGUGAGGCUGAAAGGAACAAGUCUGUUGAAGGUGGUGAACCCCUAAUGCUGCAGUGUGAGAUAUCAGAUCCUAAUGGUGAAGUUACUUGGUACAAGGACGGAAUAAAACUUCUUGAAGCAGCUGGGCAGGACAUGCUGGCAGAUGGUUCUAUAAGAACACUGACUUUCCGAUCUGCGACACUGUCUCAUGCAGGGAUUUACAGCUGCAAGACAACAGAUGAUGCAGUGCAGUUUCAUGUGGAUGUUAAAGCUCCACCUCUGACAUUUUCAGCAAUGUCUGAGGUUGACCAGAAAAUGACGGUCAUAGCAGGCUAUCCCAUUGCUCUACAAUGUGAACUGUCAGACCCCACUGGACAAGUCAGUUGGUACAAGGAUGGAACAAAGCUCCUACCUCAGAGUGGAGUAGACAUCCAGUCAGAGGGAAAUUUGAGGAGUCUAGUUGUCUCAUCAGCCGAGCGGGCUCACACGGGUGUAUACCGUUGCGAAUCAAAGGAUGAUGACAUCCAGUUCACUGUGGAUGUAAAAGCCCUACCUGUGAAGUUCUCAGAGCUUCAAGAGAAUGACCGGAACAAGUCCGUCGAAGAAGGCGCUCCCAUUGCCCUGAGAUGCGAACUCUCUCAUGAUCCCUCUGCUCAUGUCGACUGGUAUAAAGACGGGGUAAAAGUUCUGCCACAAAACAAUGUGGAAGUACAGUCAGAUGGACUGACAAGGACACUGUUCAUCCCAUCAGCUGGAAGCGCGCAUGCUGGUACCUAUGAAUGUUCAACAAAAGAUGACACAGUGACUUUUAAAGUGGAUGUAAAAGGCCGAUCAUCACAGAUCAUGCCACUCCCACUGUCAGAAAAAUACAAGCUGAUUGCAGCUGGUUGUCCACUUAUCCUCCAGUGUGAGGUCUCAGACCCUGUUGCCCAGGUUUCCUGGUUUAAAGAUGAUUUGGAGCUAUUCUGCAAAACUGGGCUUGAUAUGAAAAGAGAUGGCAACUUCAGAAAAUUGAUGAUUCCUUCUGCUAAAGUCUCUGACUCUGGUCUCUACAGCUGUAAAUUUGCAGAUGACAUUGCGACAUUCCAUGUGGACGUCGAAGCUACUCCUGUGAGGUUUUCAGCGAUUCCAGAGGUUGCGAGAAACAAAUUUGUUGAAGCAGGCUGCCCAAUUAAGCUGCAGUGUGAAGUCUCAGAGCCAACUGCCCAAGUCUAUUGGAACAAAGAUGGAGAACAGCUACUUCCAGAGAGUGAAUAUGAAAUCCAAGCUAAAGAAAAACUGAGAGCACUGGUCAUUCAGUCAGCAGAAGUCAGACACUCUGGGAUGUACAGCUGUGAGGCCGCAGAUGACCAUAUAGAAUUCAAGGUGGAUGUUGCAGCUGUUCCAGAGGCUGAGAGGAACGAUCCUCUUGAAGCAGGCGGACUGAUAAAACCAAAGUGCGAGAUCUCACAUUCUGCAAUCCAGACCUGCUUGAAUGAGGAUGGAAUAAAACUCUUGCCAGAAUCGGAACUAAACGUUGAUUCAAAGAGCAAAAAGAGGACACUGGUUAUGAAACCGGCCACAUCUUCAUGCUCUGGCAUGUACAAUUGUAAAACUGAUGAUGAUUCAGAGUUCAACGAUUUCUGUGUGGAGGUGAAAGCACCACCGGUAACAUUUGCUGAUAUCCCAGAGAGGGACCUUUUCCAGAGUGUUGUGGAACAUGAACAGCUUGUUCUGUCAUGUGAAGUAUCAAGGUCUGAUGGUGUUGUCAAAUGGUACAAAGACGGAACUGAAAUGCAACCAACCAAUAAUGUUACAAUCCAAGCAGAGGGCACCAAAAGAAAGCUGAUUAUACAUUCAGCCCAGCUGUCCGAUACAGCUACAUACACAUCCCGUGUAGGAGACAACGUUUUAGUCUUCAAAGUUAACAUACGAGAACCUCCUGUGACGAUAAUCUAUCCCAAGGAGGAUGUCCACCUUGACCGUCAUGUCCCCGAUGAAAUUAUUCUAAGCUGUGAACUGUCUCGUGCCAGUGGUGUGGUCAGCUGGUAUAAAGACGGUCAAAAGCUUCAAGAGAGUGAGAACAUCAAGCUCAAGGUAGAAGGGCCUUAUCGACGACUUAAGAUACUGUCUAGUGGAGUAGAGGAUUCUGGAGAAUACGUCUGUGAUACAGCUGACGAUUCAAUAUUCUUUCACCUAAAUAUCACAGAACCUCCAGUGAAGAUUGUAUCCCCAAGUCAGUCAGAAAUGGAACUGUGUCAGCAGACAUCUGAGAGGAUGGUGCUAAGCUGUGAGAUCUCACGGCCCAAUGCAAUGGUACGCUGGUAUCGUGAUGGACUCGAGGUGGAGGAGAACGACAAUCUCAUUCUGGAGGUGGACGGUGUCUACAGAAGACUUAUUAUACCUGAAACCACUGUCAAAGAUUCAGCAGAAUAUGUGUGCGACACAGCGGAUGACUCCAAGACGUUCUUUGUAAACAUAGCAGAGCCUCCUGUUCGCUUCAUUCGUCCUCGGAAGAUGGCAAGUAGAGUAGAGAAAAUGGCCGGGGAGACUCUAGUUCUAGACUGCGAGGUUUCAAGAUCAAAUGCUGAAGUCACUUGGAAGAAGAAUGGGGAAGAAGUCGAAGACUCUAGAAACAUCACAAUCCUUGAAGAUGGCGUCAUCCGUCAGUUGACCAUUCACUCGCUGACAGUGGAAGAUGCUGGGCAAUAUGUCUGCGACGCAAAAGACGAUGUAAUGGAUUUCAGUGUGAUAGUGCAAGAAUUACCUGUAAAAAUUCUUGGAAAAACAGAUGCAAAAAUAGAAAAACAGUUCUUAGUAUCAGAUGACAUUAUUCUUGUAUGUGAACUCUCAAGAGCCAAUGCCUCAGUCAGCUGGUAUAAAGAUGACAAGCUUAUUGAUGACAAUGAGCGAUACUGCAUCGAAGAGCAAGGUGUUUUCCGAUCUCUGGUGGUCCUAAAUGCGGCAUUUGAAGAUUCAGGGGAAUAUACCUGCGAUGCAGUGGAUGAUAAAAUAGUCUUCUAUAUCACUGUCAAAGAGCCUCCUGUGCAGAUCAUUGGAAAUGCAGGCCACCCAGAGCAUCAUAUACUGGUAGCAGGAGAUGAUCUUAUUUUGGAGUGUGAAGUGUCUCGGCCAAACGCCACAGUUGAGUGGUUAUGGAACGGCAAGAGACUGAAACCAGAUACUCGCGUAAAAAUUGACAACUAUGACGUUGUUAGGAAGCUUGUUCUCUCUGGACUUCAGCCCUCGGACUCUGGAGAAUACAUUUGCGAUGCCCUCGAUGACAAAUUGAUAACAAUUGUAGAGAUCCAAGAGCCGCCAGCCAAGUUUCUGAAUAAAAAAGCAAACAACAUCACAGCCUAUGAAAACGAGAGCGUCACACUGUGUGCCAUUGUGAGCCAUGAAAGAGCAAAUGUUCGGUGGCUGAAAGAUGGCCAACUAUUGAACGAGGAGAACAUUCACAUCUCCAGUGUGGGUAAUACCCACAAGCUCAUCAUUAAUCCUCUGCAGCUGUCUGAUUCUGGAGAAUAUGUCUGUGACGUAAAGACAGAUGAGAUGUAUUUCAGUCUUUUAGUGAAAGAAAUGAAGGUUAAAUUUAUCAGACAGUUGGAGAAUAUCAAGGCUCUAAAGGGAACCCGCCUUACGUUACAAUGUGAGAUCAACAAGCCAAAAGGAGACGUUCAGUGGCUAAAAAAUGGCAACGAGAUCUCUCAUAGCCGUCAGCACACAAUCAGGGCUCAAGGUAGAGAGCGGAGCUUUACCAUCCACCAACUAAUGGAGGAAGACAGUGGAGAAUAUGUCUGUGAAUCCACAGAUGACAAGACCUCAGCCACUGUUACUGUAGAAACCCCCCGUACUAUUGAGUUCAUAGCAGAGCUUCGCAAUGUCAUCAUCUGUGAAGGAGAAGAUGCAGUUUUUAAGUGUGUGGUUUCACCAGAGGACACCAAGUUGGUGUGGCGCUUAAACGGCAAGCAAGUAGCCCUGAACGAGCGCACUGUGGUUUCCAGCAAUGGGCUAUGCCACAUGCUCUGCAUCAACAACUGCAUGGUUUCAGAUAGCAGCAGAGUGACAGCUGAUGCAGAGGGGUUGAUUUCAGAGGCAGAACUACAGGUUCAAGAGCAACAGGUGCUGUUCAGUAAGAAAAUGACACCAGUUGUAGCUGAAGAAUACAGUGAAGCAACUCUAGAAGUGGAGGUGAGUGUGGAUUCGGGAGAGGUGCGGUGGAUGAGGCAAGGGGUGCUAAUCCACCCUGGGGCCAAGUAUACUCUAAAGCACAAGGGCCGCAAACACAGUCUCACCCUCCACAAAGUGUCAAUGUCUGACCGGGGCACCUACAGCUGUGAAACCCUUCAUGACCGCACACAAGCCCAGCUCACAGUGGAACCUCGAAAAAUCACAAUCAAGAGGGGACUGACUGACAUUAAAACCACAGAGAGGGAAACGGCUUCUUUUGAGGUAGAGGUGUCCCAUCCCAAUGUCCCGGGCACAUGGAUGAGAAACGGACUCAAGCUUAAGCCAACUAAUCACUUCCGUAUGAGCGCAAAAGGACAAGUCCACAGCCUUACUAUCUCUAACCUGUCAGUAGAAGACACUGGCACCUUUGUGUUCUGCAUAGAGAAUCUGAAGACCUCUGCAAGGCUUGUUGUAAAGGAGCCCCCAGUGACCGUUUUCAGAAAACUGGAGAACCAGAGGUUCCCUGAAGGGGCAGUAAUCUCCAUCGAGUGUGAGCUGUCAAGACACAACGUGGAUGUGAAAUGGAUGAAGGACGGGGCUGAGGUGAAGACCAGCAAAGACUUGCGCAUUUAUGCAAUGGGAAGGAAACGGUUUCUCCAGAUCAUGAAAUGCCAAGUCAGUGAUUCUGGCAUGUACACCUGCGAUGCAGGAGAUGCAGCUACAUCCUGCACUGUGGAAGUCUACGAGCGUGAGCUGGUGAUCCUCCAAGGUCUUGAGGACCUGGACAUCAAAGAGGAUGAAAACGCUGUGUUUGUUUGUGAGAUCACAGUGGAGGAUGUGCCAGGGGAAUGGUACAAAAAUGGGGAGCGGAUACAGCCCACCAGCACCAUUAAGAUCCGCCAGGAAGGGACAAAACAUUUUCUUCUCAUGUGCAACGUGCGAGCAGAGGACUCUGGAGAGAUUAAGUUUGUGGCAAGGCACAUUGAAUCUGUUGCUUACUUGGAGGUGGAAGAGCUUCCAGUCAGUAUUGUAAAACCUCUGCAAGACAAGACGGCCCUUGAGAAGAGCCGUGUGAUCUUGGACUGCACAGUAUCCAACCCCAGAUGUAGCAUCCGCUGGUACAAAGGCAGCAAUGUCAUCCUGCCCUCUGAACGCUUCGAGAUCUGCAGCGAAGGAUGUUAUCGCAAGCUGAUCAUCCAGCAGGUGGCGCUAGAUGAUGAGGGCACAUACAGUGUGCAGGUUGGAGAUUAUACUUGCUCUGCAAAGCUGACAGUGGAGGGCCAGUCUUUAUUGAUGGUCCGAGAGCUUAAAGAUGUGGAAGUCAUGGCUCCUGAUGAGGCCUGCUUCGAAUGUGAGGUCUCAGCUCCUGUCUUCAAAUCCCCCGUGUGGACUCUGAACGGGGAGCCUUUGCAGCCGAGCUCUCGGGUACGCCUGGAGAAGAUGGGCACAGUGCACAGGCUGACCCUCAGGCAGACCUCUCCGGAAUUGAAUGGCGUGGUAGAGUUCACAGCUGGGAAAACAAAGAGCAAAGCCCAGCUACGGAUAGUGAGUGAUCACUGAGUGAAAUCCCUGCUCUACAAUUACCUUGAUGUGGCUUAACUAUUAUACUGGUGGCUGAAGUUGUACCACUGAAAUUGCUUAUAUAUUUAAAUCCAGUCUGUAAAUGUGGCUUAAACAGGGUUGUGAUGGAUUUUCAUGCAGUUCAUUUAAUCGUCUCAUCGUUUUAACGACAACAUUUGCCAGCGUGUGAGAACAUUUACAAAGAGUUUUUUUGUUGUUAUAUAAAACUGGAGUUUCGUUGUAAAUAAUUUCCAAUGUGAAAGUGGUUUGACUGGGUUAACUGGGUUAUGAAAGCUUAAGAUGAAUGUGUAUUUGUGCCAAAGAAAAUAGAAUAAAAUGAAAUAAAAAUCUGAUUGAAAUAC